AUGGGGCCCGGCUACGUCGGCCCUGUUUGCUUUGGGGCAGGGAUGACAUUUCGGGUGGCUCACGGCGUGCCUCGCCACCCACCCCUCCCCUCCUGCCCGGGGAUAAAAUCCCCCAGGGCUGCUGCCCAGCUCCCCGGAGGGUCCGAGCCAGCGCCCGCUGCCGUGCUGAGCUCCUGCGGGGACACAGUGAAGGGACAGAUGGGACCGUCAAGGACGCUGAGGCUUGGCCUGCUGGGCUGCCUGCUGCUUGUCCCCUGGCUGCACGGGCAGGAGCCGGCUGCCUGCGCCUGGGGCUGGGUGCCCUUUGAGGAUGGGUGUUACGGCUUCUUCCCCCGUGAGCUGAGCUGGAGAAGGGCAGAGGCCUUUUGCCAGCGCUUUGGCACGGGCACCCACCUGGCCUCGGUGCACAGCGUGGAGGAGCACCGCGCCAUCAUCGCCCUGCUCUCCUCCUCCCACUCCAGUGAGGACAGCGAGGAGGAGGAGGACUGGGAUGACGGCAUCUGGAUCGGCCUCCACCGUCCCCUGGGGAGCCGCCACUGGCAGUGGUCGGACAGCUCGGAGGUGAACUAUGGGUCCUGGCACCGGCAGCCCAGCCCCAGGAGGAGAGCCUGUGCCGCGCUGCAGGAUGCCGCCGAUUUCAUGAUGUGGUACAGCGACACCUGCGCCGACAGAAAACCCUUCAUCUGCAAGUCCAGCGCCUAGAGCUGCGGGCAGCCCCCCGGCACCGGCCCCGCUGCUCCUCCU
Molecule: messenger RNA, 744 nt
Organism: Aquila chrysaetos chrysaetos
Lineage: Eukaryota; Metazoa; Chordata; Aves; Accipitriformes; Accipitridae
Product: rheacalcin-2-like
Exons: 6
Coding region: 1-702 (233 amino acids)
Molecular function (GO): signaling receptor activity
Source: RefSeq, a predicted model, not a curated record